Sphenostylis stenocarpa is the source of this 654-nucleotide messenger RNA. NCBI's taxonomy places the organism in Eukaryota, Viridiplantae, Streptophyta, Magnoliopsida, Fabales, Fabaceae. The record is from the annotation of a GenBank genome assembly.
AUGUGUGGGGGUGCUAUCAUUUCUGAUUUCAUAGACGUGGAUUUCAAGAAUGGUCGGAAAUUAACCGCUCAAGAACUCUGUUCUGAGAUUGACGCUUUCUCUCACUUCCAACCUCUCCACCCCACCUCUUCUUCCAAACCCCAAUCAUCUCACCCUACAAACAACAAAGUGGAGGCAGCUGAGAAGGUGAAGAAGAAAAGAGUGGUUGCAGAGAAGAGUGGAGCGCGAGUACGGAAGAACGUGUACAGAGGAAUCAGGCAAAGGCCAUGGGGAAAGUGGGCUGCAGAAAUAAGAGACCCACGCAAGGGUGUGCGCGUGUGGCUCGGAACCUUCAACACUGCCGAGGAAGCCGCACGCGCCUACGACGACGCCGCCAAGCGCAUCCGCGGAGACAAGGCCAAGCUCAACUUCCCCCACCACCACUACCCACAAGAGUUGACUCAGCCCUGUUAUGAACCCACUUUUAAUAACCAUGACCUCGACUCUCAACUCAAGCACCAUAUUUCCAACCUCGAAUCGUUCCUUGGUUUGGACCAUGAACACCAUCAAGUGCAACCGCAGCCACAGCCACAACCACUUGCUGAGUGGGACCCGCUCCAUGCCGACCUUUGGACGCUCGACGACGUCGUCAUGCCCAACCGCCACCUCGUCUGA